UCACCAUCGCUCGGCGGGGAAGUGGGAGGCGGCCUAGGAAGGGGAGGAAGAGGAGGAAGAGGAGGAAGGCUGCGUCGGGAGCUCUGCCAGCUGGACGCGUGGCCGCGGCACGGCUCGCCGGAGGGGAGAGACCUAGUACCUCUUGCUGCUGUGGUCUUGGUAAUGUUAGACUGAUGGAAUCAUGCCUCCAGCUGAAGACCGUUCAUGUUUGUUGAUGGGAAUAAGGUACCUCAGAACUGAAUUAUUCUUAAUACAGUGGCCCUACUGGAUGAAAAGAAAAUAAUCUUCUGUUUUCCAAAUGCCCAAGUUUGUUCUUUGCAACAACAUGUUUUACUGUGGAAAAAUGAAAGAAGGAUCUUUCUGGACACUUUAAAGAUAGCUGGUGGACUUAGCAAAAUGCUUUGUUUGAGGAAGGUUUGCUUGUUUCCACUGAGACGUUACCAAGCUCGAACUCUGAGUAAUGAUCUGCUUUUGAGCCAGAUAAAUAACUGCACCCAUGAAGAUGAAGUGUUCAGUCUUGUUGGAAGGAACAAGGCCAGGCUUUCUGAAAAACAUGUGGGAAUUGCGCUGAAUGUGCUGUGGCAAUUGCAAAAGAAGAAGCCCCUUCUAUUAAGGACUAGUGACUAUGUAAGAAAUCACUCCCAGUUUCUUGCUCUUUGCAUUUUAGCAGAAAACAAGGUACAACACAUGGAAGAUGAGGUGAUAGUGGACACCCUGUACAGUAUUCAGAGGCUCAAUGUUGAAGACCAUGAUUCUCUAGCAGAAGUGCUUGUUACAGAAGCAUGGAAAAGAUUAGAAAGACUUAGUUUACCAGCUCUAUCGAAAUUUGCACUGUGUUUAUACAAGCAGCGCAGACAGUUUAGUCCCCUAAUUGGCAAAAUAGCUCAUAUUGUGGACAUGAAACUGGAUUCUAUAGAGGAUAUAAGGAUUUUGUCAGUUUUGAUGAUCAGCAUAUCUGAUGUUAUCUCACAGAGUUUUCGAGAUCGAUUGCUACAGAAGGCUGAACAGCUCUUAGGAGAAGAGGAUGAAGUCUACUUCAAUUACGCCAAAAGAGUAACACAGUUUCUUCAAAAUGUUAAACUGACGUACUAUCCAUUGCUAGAAAAAUGUAAUAAGAUUUUCCUUAAAAGUGCCUCCCGGCUUGAUUUACACAAUAUUAGUAUUAUUUUUGGAGUGUAUGAGCAGCUGGGUUUUGACAGUGCUGAAUUCAGCUUGGUUGCUAAACAGCUGCUGUCUGAAUCGAUAGAUGAUUAUCAUGAUCCUGAAACCUUUGCAAAAUUAUUUUUUAUUCUUGGGCCUAUGGCCGGAUCCAAGGUGAGAGAAAGGUUGCUAGUAACUGCAGUGCACGUGGCAGAAGGAUUUAGCAGUCAUCAGGUGUUGUUGAUACUAAAGACCAUGCAGAAAAUGAGAUGUAGAAAUUCUCAUCUACUCAAAAAAAUGGUUUCUGUUCUGCACAAACACUUGGAUAGCUAUCAUGUAUUACAGUUGAUAAAGUUAACACAGUAUUUGAUGUUGUUGCGUUGCCACGAUCAGGAGCUGUUUGCCAAACUAAAAAUGUUGCUAUUUGGCUUUUUAAAGUCUAGUGUCAUACCUGCUGAUACCGCUGCAAUAAUUCGUGUUCUGGCCUUGCUUCCUUCGUCUCAAGUAGAAGAAAUCAUUGUAAACAAGGCAACAGCAAUUCUACCUCAGUGCAGUCUCCAUCAUUUGAAUUAUAUUGCUACAGCACUUGUCAAAUGGAAUCACUAUGACCAGUUGCACUGGCAAAACACUUCAGAGCUAUGUGUAAAGCUUCUGCAGAAAAUAAAUGACUGUGGAUUUCAGAGGCUUCACAAAGCUGGGAACUUAAAUCUUCUGUUGGAAGAACUCACACAUGUGAAUGGAGAGUGGUUUCAGGAGGUUAUCAGGGGGGAAACUGUGGCCACAUGUCAGCGCUUGAUAGACCAAAUAACAUGGGCAAAUGUAUUACACUUGUCUUUUUUUCUCAUAAAAACAAACCACCGCUGUCCUUCAUUACUUGACAGAAUAGCAUCUGUGACUGUUGAAAAUACAGACAAGAUCCACCCCUUUGAAUUGUAUUUUAUUCUCUGCCUUUUCUCUAUUCUGAACUAUGAUCCACCUGGCAAUGAAGAGUUCUUUGAGAGUUGUAUCCAACAUCUUACUUCUAACUUGAGUUGUUUUGAAACUCACCACUUGGUGCUGCUUGGUCAUGUUUUGGCAGUGGCUGGUUAUUUUCCUCCAACUCUGAUAAAGACAAUAUUUAAUGUUUCUUUCCUAAGCAAAUUGGAUGCUCAACUUGAAGUGCUGUCUGAUACCUUAAAGCAGAGGGUCCGCUCACGCCUUAUGAAACUGAACAGAGCAGUCUGUCUGGAAUGCCCAGAGUUUCACAUCCCUUGGUUUCAUGAGCACUAUUGCCAUCAUAUCUUUUAUACAGGUAGGAGCCGAAUAAAUCCACUGCGACAGCACGUUCACAAAAUGCUGGCAGAGAUCUUAGGAGGGAGCCAUUAUACAAGAGUGUCUGUUCUCACACCAUACUACUAUGAAAUAGAUUUUGAGUGCGUUCUGGAUAAAAAUAAAAAGCCUCUUUCCUAUAUGGCUCAGAAUAUGCUUCUGGGUGCUUUGGAGGGAAUACACUGGAGACGUGACAUCAAGGUUGAAGGGAGAAAGGCUCUGCCACCAGGGGCUCAGAGAAUUGCUUUGGAACUUCUUGAUUCAAAAGCUUUUAUCAAAGAUUCACAUCACCUGAAAGGAGAAGCUGCAGUGAAAAAACGACACCUGGAAAUGCUGGGGUACCGGGUCAUUCAGAUUCCUCACUUUGAAUGGAAUUCUAUGGUUUUGUCUACAAAAGGUGAACAGCUAGAGUAUCUGAGAAGGUGUCUAUAUGAAACACAGUGAUGUCGAAGACAUAAUAAAAAGUAUUUUUUAUACAAACA
Cygnus atratus (black swan) is the source of this 2930-nucleotide messenger RNA. RefSeq names its product FAST kinase domains 1 (gene FASTKD1). The record is from RefSeq and is a predicted model, not a curated record. Gene Ontology annotation, molecular function: RNA binding. Gene Ontology annotation, biological process: regulation of mitochondrial mRNA stability; mitochondrial RNA processing. Lineage: Eukaryota; Metazoa; Chordata; Aves; Anseriformes; Anatidae. Gene Ontology annotation, cellular component: ribonucleoprotein granule; mitochondrial matrix.